CAUUAAGCCAAGGGCUCUUGAGUGAAAAUAUGAAAACUCUUCCGUCUAUUGAAGGAUCCCAGUUUCACAGCAUGCAGUCUAUGAAAUUGACCUCAGAACUACAGUUUCAAGGUGUGAAGUCUCAGGAACUGAACCUAGGGCCAAGGCAGCAAGAUGUCAAAUUUUCUGAAUUGACCUCAGGGCCAAAACUUCAAGGUGUCAAAUUGGGGGAGCAAACCCCAGGAUCAGUGUUUAAUGGUGGAAAUUCUGUAGAGAUGACUCCAGAAUUAGCAUUUCAAGAUUCUAAAUUAGCAAAGACAUCUCCAGGGCUUCAAGAUAUAAAACAGGUGGGGCUUACCCCAGGGCCAUGGUUACAAGAUGUCAAAUUUUGUGAUCUGACAUCAGGAACUCAACCUCAAGGUGUGAAAUCUUCAGAGUUAAACUCAGGGCCACAACUACAAUAUGUGAAAUUUUUUGAGUUGACCCCAAACCCAAAGAUGCAGGGAGUAAGAUCUGUGGGGUUGUCCCCAGGACCUCAAAAGCAAGUGGUCAAGCCUGAUAGGCUAGUACCAGAGACACUGUUUCAAGGUGUAAAAAAUUUAGGGAUGGACCAAAUGUCCAACUUGGAAGGUAACAUUUCUUAUAGAAUUGUCUCCCAGCCAGAGAAACCAGAUGAAAAAUCUGUGGGGUUGACUCCUGAGUCACAGUUGCCAAGUGUAAACUAUUCUGAGUUGGCUAGAAGAACACAGUUACAAGGUAUAAAAUCUUCUGAAUUGAUCCAAGGGCCAGGUCUGGGGGGUAUGAAACCAAUGGAGCUGACCCCAGACUCAAAACUUCAAGGUGUAAAAUCUGAGUUGUUGACCUCGGAGCUGGAAGAUGGGAAAUCUGUGGUCUUAACUACAGGACAGGGUCUAAAAGGUAUGGAAUCUACUUUGCUAACCCCUAGUCCACAACUGGAAGCUGAGAAAUCUAUGGAGACAACCACAGUGCUGGAUAGAAUAUGCCCAACCUGUGAAAAGCACCCAAGAUACCAAGCUUCAAGGUACAACUUCUGACUUGAUUCUGCAUGCAAGAAUUCAAGACUCCAAAGCUGUGGAGUUGGUCCAAAGAACCCAACUGCAAGAUGUGCAAACUGUGGAACUGAAAUUUGAGCCCCAGAUGGAAGGUGAGAAAGCUGAGCCUUUUGCACCAGGGCCAUUGCUCCAAGGGUCUGAACUGCAAGGUGUGAAACCCAAGGAACUGACUUUAGAGCCACAAACCCAAGAUAGUAAACUUGUUGACAGUACCCCGUGUUUAAAGCAUCCAAGUUUACAAUCUGUAGAGGAAACUCCAGAUCCAAAGCCGCAAUGUGUAAAAUCUGUAAAGUUGACCCCAAGGCCAAACAAACAGGAAGUAAAAUCUGCGAAAGUGACCAGAAGAUCAAAGUUUCAAGGAGUAAAAACUGUGGAUUUAGCCCCAAGGCAACAGUUUCAAGAGACGGCACUCAUGAAUUUAACGUCUGGGCCAGAACAGGAUGGCACGCUAUCUGCAAUCUCACCAAAGCAGCAAUGUGUGAAUUCAGAGCAGUUGAAGAGAGGGGCUAAGUCGGACGAUGGGCUGUCUUUGGAGUUAACUCCAGAGCUAAAAUUUAAAGGUAAAAAAUUAGUAGACCUCAAUUUUGAGUUACAGUUUGAAAGUAUGAAAUCAGACUUGACUCCAGAAUCAAAUAUUCAAGGUUUAAAACCUAAAGAAUUCAAACCUGAACCACUUCAACCACAGUUGCAAAGCAUAAAGUCUCCUAAGUUGACCCCAGGGGCACCAC
Messenger RNA from Lutra lutra (Eurasian river otter), 1780 nucleotides. RefSeq lists its product as uncharacterized. The record is from RefSeq and is a predicted model, not a curated record. Lineage: Eukaryota; Metazoa; Chordata; Mammalia; Carnivora; Mustelidae.